Messenger RNA from Penaeus monodon (black tiger shrimp), 476 nucleotides. RefSeq names its product transformer-2 protein homolog alpha-like. The coding region runs from base 138 to 476 and encodes 112 amino acids. The transcript has 4 exons. Gene Ontology annotation, biological process: positive regulation of mRNA splicing, via spliceosome. Gene Ontology annotation, molecular function: RNA binding. NCBI's taxonomy places the organism in Eukaryota, Metazoa, Arthropoda, Malacostraca, Decapoda, Penaeidae. Gene Ontology annotation, cellular component: spliceosomal complex. The record is from RefSeq and is a predicted model, not a curated record.
ACAAACACUCAUCGAGGUGUUCUGGCUCCCCCCGUUACCGUGAGGACCGCUAUCGUGAUGAGAAAUACUCAUCAUCACGUCGUAGAUAUUCACGUUCCCCAUCUUACUCUAGAAACCGAAGGAGUAACAGGUCUCCGAUGUCUAAUCGCCGCCGGCACCAUGGAAGCAGAGAGGACCCACCCCCAAGUAGCUGCCUUGGGAUCUUCGGGCUUAGUCUUUACACAACAGAGAGGAAGCUCCAUCACCUCUUCAGCAAAUAUGGUCCUAUCAACAAAGUUCAAGUUGUGCUUGAUGCCAAAACUAGUCGAUCUAGAGGAUUUGCUUUCAUCUACUUUGAUCAUGUGGAUGAUGCCACAGAAGCCAAGGAGCAGUGCACUGGCAUGGAGAUUGAUGGAAGACGGAUCAGAGUAGAUUAUUCCAUCACAGAGAGAGCCCACACACCCACGCCAGGCAUAUACAUGGGUCGACCAACAUAG